AUGUUGUUAUUAUUGGGCAUUUCGGCUCUAAUAAAUACAGCUUCAACUGCUAAAUCUGUACCUGGAAUAGUCCGCAUGCCAAUCUUCAAAAGAUCACAAUCAACAAGUAUAAUUACCAAAAGACGUAAACGAGAUAUUCUUAAAGAGCCAGGCUUGUUUAAGUCUGGGCUUUACAAUGAUUACGGUUCACAGUAUCUUGUUCAUUUGUCAGUCGGAACUCCUCCACAAAAAUUUACAGUAACCCUAGACACUGGAAGUGCUAAUUUGUGGGUUCCUUCUGUCAAAUGUAACCCAGAGCUCUGCCCACACACUCGGUUUGACCAAAAAAAGUCUUCGAGCUUCAAUGACACUGGCAAAUCCUUUGAUCUUCAGUAUGGAAUCGGUAAUGCUACUGGUGUGUAUGGAACCGACACAGUUUCUAUUGCAGGUGCCACAAUACAAAAUCAACAAUUUGGAUUAGCAACAUCAACUCACAAUCUUCUGACCGAUGUCGUCUCAUUCGACGAAGACUCACCGCCAGCAGAACCUAGCCAAGGAUCACUUGCGAUAUCUGACAAGGUUGAGAAUGGUAUACUCGGCACGGGAUUUCCUCAACUCACUGUUCCUGGUCUAGGCAGCCAAAAGCCCCACUACCCGCUCGUGUUCAACAUGGUCAGGCAAAAUAUCAUCAAAGAUCCUAUAUUUUCGAUCUACCUGGGCGCAGCCACAGACAUGGGGUGGGCUGGGGAAAUUGUAUUUGGCGGAAUUGACUCUACCAAGCACAGUGGCGAUCUUGUCUAUCUUCCUGUGACCCCUUAUGACACGACGAGCCGAGAAAUAUCGUUGGACCCAUCAUCUGGAAAGACUGUUGAUGAUUAUUUUUAUUGGCAAGUCUACAGCCAAGGAAUCUCGGCUACCAAUGGAAACUCAACGACAAAAUUUGAUGUUUCACCUGACAAAGGAUACAUCUUUGACACCGGGUCAACCCUAUCUUAUUUUCCUCAAUCGAUCGUUGAACCAAUGCUGACUGGGCUUGUGGGACCGAGUGGAUAUUCGUAUGAUCCAUCGACAUCGUCAUACUUUAUCAAUUGCCACGGUAUGCCACCUAAUGCAACUGUGCAGCUUCAAAUGUCAAGUACUGGAAGCAAGAUGACAUCUCCAACUACCCUGACCAUCCUCGCUUCCAAGCUGGUUAUUCCUGUCAAUGGAGCUACGGUAGAAGAUGCGACAAAAUGUAUAUUUGGAAUUGGAGAGAAUACCUUUUUAGCCAACGAAAACAUGAGCUCGAUGUAUUUGAUUGGCGACACUAUCCUCAGAACGACCUACCUUGUAUUUGAUAUGGGCAAAAAGCGCAUUGGAAUUGCAGCAGCUAUUGGUUCUGGCAGCGUAGUUAGCCAGAUCUAA
Phycomyces blakesleeanus NRRL 1555(-) is the source of this 1383-nucleotide messenger RNA. Its product is annotated as secreted aspartyl protease. The transcript is spliced from 2 exons. The record is from RefSeq and is a predicted model, not a curated record. Lineage: Eukaryota; Fungi; Mucoromycota; Mucoromycetes; Mucorales; Phycomycetaceae. The coding region runs from base 1 to 1383 and encodes 460 amino acids. Gene Ontology annotation, biological process: proteolysis. Gene Ontology annotation, molecular function: aspartic-type endopeptidase activity.